UCCAUCUGUGAUCUGUCUGUCGAAUUAGACCCUUGAGAAUAUAUCCAUCAUCAGUCUCGGAUCUCCUCGUUUCAAGGGUUAGGGUUUGCCUGUACAAGCACUGAUUCUCUCUCUAUACACAAAAACCAAUACCUGAAACCCAACAAUGGCGAUUAGACAAUUCUAUAACCAGAUUAAGGGAUUGAAGUUGAAGGAGGUGCCCGACCAUGUCAAGCCCAUGCUUUCGAUCGGUUAUGUGAAGCAGGCGGUACAAAGGGGCUUGGACAACUACCACGCCAAAUACAUUGAGACCAGCUCAGUCGAUCCUCUAUUUCAUAUCUGCUUCGGUGGCAUGAUCUUCUCCUACCUUCUUGCUCUCCCAGAGGAGCGUCGUCACCUCGAGCACAAGCUGCACGCCGCGGAGCACGGAGGCAAGCACUGAUUCCUACUCAGUGGGUUGUUCGUCUGGUUGACGUGCAGGGAUCUAUGGUGAACAUCUCUACCUUUCAAUUGAUGACGAAUGGUUUUCUUAUGUUAUUUUUGGCAUUUCUCGAACAUGUAGGCAGAAAUCAUACUGUCGUUGCCAUUGUGUUGUGGCCACUUAAUUGAUGAAAUAAGACACGCUUGAAUGUGAUGAAGAGUGUCAAGCUUUUGUUAUUACUUGUGUCAUUUCCUGUUGAAUGAAUUGAAAUCAAGUUUGUUUGCGUUGCUGAGUUCUGACUAUGGGGAUGAUGUGCUGUGGUUAUUGUUC
This is a messenger RNA of Tripterygium wilfordii, 730 nucleotides long. RefSeq lists its product as uncharacterized. The coding region runs from base 146 to 421 and encodes 91 amino acids. The transcript is spliced from 2 exons. NCBI's taxonomy places the organism in Eukaryota, Viridiplantae, Streptophyta, Magnoliopsida, Celastrales, Celastraceae. The record is from RefSeq and is a predicted model, not a curated record.